This is a messenger RNA of Anastrepha obliqua, 853 nucleotides long. RefSeq names its product DNA-directed RNA polymerases I, II, and III subunit RPABC1 (gene Rpb5). The coding region runs from base 123 to 755 and encodes 210 amino acids. NCBI's taxonomy places the organism in Eukaryota, Metazoa, Arthropoda, Insecta, Diptera, Tephritidae. Gene Ontology annotation, molecular function: DNA binding; DNA-directed RNA polymerase activity. The record is from RefSeq and is a predicted model, not a curated record. The transcript has a single exon. Gene Ontology annotation, biological process: DNA-templated transcription. Gene Ontology annotation, cellular component: RNA polymerase I complex; RNA polymerase II, core complex; RNA polymerase III complex.
UCGUCGAACAUAUCUGUCAAAGUGAAAAGCAGCUCAUUUUUCUCAAGUCGCAUUGUGCUGGCUGCAUUUGAUUCUAAUAUUCUUGAUUUUUUCUCCGAUAAAAGUUCGUGUAUUUAAUUGCAAUGGAUGAUGAAGCGGAAACUUACAAGCUAUGGCGCAUCCGAAAAACAAUUAUGCAGCUAAGCCACGACCGUGGUUAUCUUGUAACACAGGAUGAAUUGGAUCAAACGUUGGAGCAGUUUAAAGAAAUGUUUGGUGACAAACCAAGCGAGAAGCGGCCAGCACGUUCUGAUCUCAUUGUUUUGGUCGCACAUAAUGAUGAUCCAACUGAUCAGAUGUUUGUUUUCUUUCCGGACGAACCAAAAAUCGGUAUAAAAACCAUCAAAACUUAUUGCACAAGAAUGCAAGAGGAGAACAUACAUCGUGCGAUUGUAGUAGUACAGGCAGGCAUGACACCAUCAGCCAAACAAUCUCUAGUUGACAUGGCGCCUAAGUAUAUUCUAGAACAAUUCCUUGAGUCUGAAUUACUGAUCAAUAUAACCGAACAUGAAUUAGUGCCUGAACAUGUGGUGAUGACACCGGAAGAGAAACAAGAAUUGUUAGCACGUUAUAAACUGAAAGAGAAUAUGUUAAUGCGCAUACAAGCGGGUGAUCCUGUGGCGCGUUAUUUCGGUCUGAAACGCGGUCAAGUGGUUAAAAUUAUACGUUCAUCCGAAACGGCUGGGCGAUACAUAUCUUACCGACUUGUUUGCUAAAGGCAAUUAUAAUUUAAGUUGUAGCAUUAAUCAAAUAAAUUUAAAAUAAAAAGUAUGCCUAAAUUGCAUGGCAUAAUUUUCGCAUUUUGCAAAUAUUA